GAGACAAAGACUGAAGAAAAAAAAACUGUAAGCCACUUGCUCUACAGUGAGGCAGAGAGGCAGAGAGAUAUUGAUCAAGCCCGCCUAGUCCCAAGAGAGACAGAAGCUGUAGCGGAGAAACAACGCCGCUGGAAUGGAGUUGGGUCUUCUGUUGGGGAUGAUUUUCACCUUAGUGGGAAGCUCACCAGUGGUGCCCGACCAAUACAGCAGAGCAGUGGACUGGCUGAGUAGGUAUGGCUACCUUCCUCCUCCUGACCCACGCACAAGCAAACUGCAGACCAAAGAGGGGAUCGAGGAGGCUAUUCGUGUCAUGCAGAGAUUCGGAGGGAUCCAGGAAACUGGGGUGAUCGACAGUGAAACCGUGAAACUCAUGUCCACACCACGCUGCUCCCUCCCUGACAUUGUUGGAAGAAUGGACCUGAGGAGGAGGAGGAGGAGGAAGAGAUACGCUCUGUCAGGCCUUAGGUGGCAUAAGACAGACCUCACAUGGAGUAUCCACAGCUACCCAUCUCCCUCCAUAUCACCCGGCCUCUCCAAAGAUUUGGUGAAUUCCAUCAUGCGUUACGGCUUCAAGGCCUGGAGCGACGUGGCCCCCUUGAAGUUCCAUCAGCUGCCCGGCGACAGCAGCGGUGGGGCCACAGCUGGAGGAGACAUCAGAGUGUCUUUUGCAAGUUUGCUCCAUGACGACGGAUACCCUUUUGACGGGCGGGGUGGCACCCUGGCCCACGCCUUCUUUCCCGGCAGGGAUGAGGUGGCGGGUGACACACACUUUGACGAUCAUGAGAUCUGGAGCUAUGGAGGUGACAGCAGCAGCACAGACUUGUUCACAGUUGCAGUGCACGAGUUCGGCCACGCGCUCGGCCUGUCUCAUUCCUCCUCUGAUCCGUCCAUCAUGAGGCCGUACUACCAGGGUCCAGUGGGAGAUGUUUCCACAUUUAAGCUGCCGAUGGACGACAGGCUGGCCAUCCAGCAGCUUUACGGUGUGAAGGAUGCCGAUCGACCAGGUGUUGUUGAUCCUAACCUGCCCCGUCUGCCCAGCAGACCUCCACCAAAACCAACGCAGCCCUCUGAUCCAUCGUUCCAUGAGCGCUGUCAGGGAGGCUUUGACGCAAUAGCAAACAUCAGAGGAGAGGUCUUCUUUUUUAAAGGUUCACAGUUCUGGAGGACUCAGCGCGACGGGUCUUUAGUGUCCCUGAAUCCGGCUCAGAUCAAAAACUUCUGGAGAGGCCUUCCACCAGGAACAAACAAGAUUGACGCCGUUUAUGAGAGGAAGAGCGACAGUAAAAUCAUCUUCUUUAUUGGAUCUGAGUACUGGGUCUUCAAGGACACAGAGGCCAUGGCUGGAUACCCCCGGCUCCUCUCUGAGUGGGGCAUGAGGAGGAAGAACGGCCAGCUGGUGGACAGGGUGGAUGCAGCCUUCAUCUGGGCCCAUAACGGAAAGACCUACCUGUUCAGCGGAGGGGAGUACUGGAGGUUUGAUGAGAGCCGUAAGGGUGACCAGGCGACCAGGCAGCCCGAUUUGGACUACCCACGAAAGAACAAACUGUGGGAAGGAAUCCCCCUCCACAUGGAUGACGUCAUCAGCUGGGGUGAAGGAGAUGCCUACUUCUUCAAAGACAACUCCUACUGGGUGUUCAUGAAAGGAAGACUGACCCAAGAUGCUGUCACUCCCAAAUCCAUUGGAGAAGACUGGCUCAGAUGUCCAGCUCCUCCUUCAACCUCCACUGCAGCGAGUCCUCGAUUCCCACAGGAAUGCCGCUGCGACCUAAAAGGAUCCUCUCCACCUCUGAGAAGCAGCUGGAUCCUCCUGGUUUCUGCUGCAUUAGUAACCAGUGUGUUUAGUAGAGUUUUGUGUGAAGACUGAGUGGCUGUUUUUGUACUACUGCCCUCAUUCCACUGGAGGGUAACGGAGACUCUUUAUGUCACUCACAGAACAUUACAGCCCACACGCUGGUUUCACGUUACAUAUUAAUGCCAUAAAAAGCCUGCAUUAGACGCCCACAUGAGGCUUAUGUAAAUGUAAAUACUUUAUCUGAUCAGAACUUACUGCUGACCUGUUAAAACAGCAGCCUGUGCAUCCUCUCUCCCUCCUGCUAUAGAAUUUCACACGUUCCUUUUUCUAGAGUAAGUGUUGGAUUACAUGGAGCCUGUGAAGGUGAAUGCAUGGAAAUUUAACACCAUAAUCCAGCACAAGGGCUACUCCCUCAUAAUGAGGUCGUAUGUAACCAGCCUAUGUUUGGAUGGGAAGCAGACAACACAAACAUACCUGACUGCGAUAAUCAAUUGCUUUGCUAAAGCUAAUUUUCUUAGAAUAAAAAUUUCCGCAUGUGUUGAUGUCUGUAUGUACAGUACAGACAGAAAUAUGAUUUUGGUGAAUUAAUCUUGCAGAAACUGCAAUGUUAAAUGGUGAGAGGAACCUUUGCUUUCUUGUUGUUACAUUUUAAAUUUGGAAAACUGGUUUUACAUGCAACAUUUUGUUCUUUUACACUGCAACUGGUUUAAAUGUGAUUUUUUUUUAUUGUAAAUGGGUUAAUGAAGUGAUUGUUUGUCACUAUGAUGCUAAGAUAAAUCAUUUUAUUGUUAAAGUAGCUUUGAUCCAAGUGUUGUCCACGUAUAAAAAUAUUAAACUCUUGCUAUAUGUGUGCAAGAAAUAAACAAAUGGGACCAUUUAUUAGA
This is a messenger RNA of Amphiprion ocellaris (clown anemonefish), 2676 nucleotides long. RefSeq names its product matrix metallopeptidase 25b (gene mmp25b). Gene Ontology annotation, molecular function: metalloendopeptidase activity; zinc ion binding. The transcript is spliced from 11 exons. The record is from RefSeq and is a predicted model, not a curated record. Gene Ontology annotation, biological process: proteolysis; collagen catabolic process; extracellular matrix organization. Gene Ontology annotation, cellular component: extracellular matrix. Bases 134 to 1864 code for a protein of 576 amino acids. NCBI's taxonomy places the organism in Eukaryota, Metazoa, Chordata, Actinopteri, Pomacentridae.